This is a messenger RNA of Trichomycterus rosablanca, 678 nucleotides long. RefSeq names its product E3 ubiquitin-protein ligase RNF138-like. Gene Ontology annotation, cellular component: site of double-strand break; nucleus. The transcript is spliced from 6 exons. Gene Ontology annotation, biological process: double-strand break repair via homologous recombination; DNA double-strand break processing involved in repair via single-strand annealing. Gene Ontology annotation, molecular function: ubiquitin protein ligase activity; single-stranded DNA binding. The record is from RefSeq and is a predicted model, not a curated record. The coding region runs from base 1 to 678 and encodes 225 amino acids. NCBI's taxonomy places the organism in Eukaryota, Metazoa, Chordata, Actinopteri, Siluriformes, Trichomycteridae.
AUGGACACACAGCAGGACUAUGAUUGCCCUAUCUGCCAGGAAGUUUUGAAAAUGCCAAUCCGCACCAGACAGUGCCAGCAUUUGUUCUGUAAAGACUGUUUUCAGACUGCAGUAAGGAGCCAGGGGCUACAGUGCCCGAUGUGUCGGGGCCCUGUGUCCGAGAGAGAGCCCAAAGCCCUGGACAUCCAACAGACCAUGAGGGAAACGAAGGCCAAAUGUAGAGCCUGUGGAAAUGAGAAAUUUCUCAACAGGAUGAGGCUCCACUACAAAACCUGCAGGAGCUACAUAGAGGAAUAUGGGCCUGUCAGUAAUCCCACACCUGUAGUUCCUGCCCAAGUCCCUAUCCAAACACACAGCAGUGAAGUUAUUCCUGACAUCCAGAUUCCUACUGUACCAGAGAGUAUACAAAGACUGUACACUUGUCCAUACUGCACAGUAAGUGGCCUCGGUGACUUGGAACUGGUGGAGCACUGUGUACAGUAUCACUCCCAGGAGCGCACGCCAGCUGUGUGUCCAAUCUGCAUGUGUAUGCCGUUUGGAGACCCUAACUACUACAGCCGGAACCUUAUUGGGCAUUUCCUGCGCAGACACCCCUACAGCUACUCAGGAUACAUGGAUGAAGAUGAUGAAGAUGUCCAGAUUUGCAUGGCAGUGCAAAUGUCAGUCGAGCGGUUCUAA